AUGCCUAGCAAAUUCGCAUUCGACAAGCCCAUGGGCGGCUUGAUCGCCCCCAAGGACCCGGCAGAGGAGGCUCGAUUCCGCAAUGAUUUUGUCGCCGCCACGGGAGAGUUUGUGGGGACAUUUCUGUUCCUGCUGUUCGCGUUCCUGGGACACUCGAUGGUAAGAAAGAAUCUUUUUUUGUGUGAGCUGAUAAUAAGGCCAUCAGUUCGAAGAAGUCCACUGACGCAGUUAAAAAAAGGCAAUUGCCGCGGCACCGGAUUCCGCUCCCGGAGGCAGCCAGAGCAGCACGACGACCAUCUACAUCUCCUUGAGCUAUGGGUUUUCGCUGCUGAUCAAUGCCUGGACGCUAUAUCGAGUCAGUGGAGGGCUCUUCAAUCCGGCUGUAACGGUCGGCUUGGUCAUUACUGGAAGCUUGGACUGGUGGAGAGGACUACUAUUCUUGCCUGUCCAACUGUUGGGUGCAGUAUGUGCUGCAGCGGUGGCGAGCUGUAUCAUUCCGGGCGAUAUCGCGGACGUACGAACGGCACUGGGACCCGGGGUUAGUGUUGCACAAGGACUCUUCCUCGAGAUGGUGAGUAGACCCCCAGCACCGCACCCAUGACGUUAGCUUAUUGGAGUAGUUCCUCACUGUAGAGCUCGUUUUCACAGUCCUCAUGCUCGCGGCGGAGAAACACAAAGGCACUUUCAUCGCUCCCAUUGGCAUUGGGAUAGCCUUAUUCGUGGCCGAAAUCGCGGGAGUCUACUACACCGGAGCGUCGCUCAACCCGGCGAGAUCCUUCGGGCCCUGCGUUGCUGCCGCAUCUUUCCACGGCUAUCACUGGAUCUACUGGCUUGGACCGCUCCUGGGCGCCCUCAUCGCCGGCGGUUAUUAUCAUUUCGUGAAAUUUUUCAACUACGAAGAAGCGAAUCCCGGUCAAGACAGCGCUGCCGGACAGCUUGGAUCGGAGUCUGCUUCCCAAGAUGAUUUGGAGAACACUGCGAGCGCGAGUAAUGGUGCCCACCGAAGGCGCGCUCCUGAUCCGCGAGACAGGACCGCGGGCGCGGAUUAUGAGCACCAUCAAUCCGGCCUUCAUCCAGGGUACGAAUAGCCGAGAUCUGGAUGAGACUUGCAGAGUUGUUGUACAUAAACGGCCAGAUGUGCAGUUGCAUGCCAGCUAUGGACGGAGAAUUGAGCCAAGCGAGCGUGAGACUUGCAAGGCGAUACACAAUGGUGAUUCUGCUAGAUCGUUCUGUCGUACACACUUUGCUAAGUGCAUUCGCAAUUGCCCGGAGCAAGACUGUUCAUCACACACGAAUCGCCCAUAGCUUUGCACUAGGAAAAAAAAUCUUAUGAGAAGCGUCAAAACGCAAAGAAUUUGUGUAUCUUACCGGCUCAGCACACUCGCAUGUGGUACCAGCAAGCUGCCCAGAAGUGAAUGUGCACACUUGGUUGUUGGCGUUGCAGGUCUAGGUCCGUCAGCCAUGGGCUUGGACUCUUAUAAAGGGACAAAUUUACUCACACCGCUGCCAAGAAUGACACGACGAGUGAUGUCGCGUUCGAUGGGACCGGCAAGGGUCAUACCGACCAAAGCAGUUGCGAUUAGACCGAGACAUGUGAGCUUCAUUGUGGAUGGGUGCAGUCGAGGAGUUUCCAGGGUGGUCAGUUAUGGUCCUGCAGACUUGCUCUUGAUUUUAUACCUCUGUUUCCUCAGUCUUUGGCUCACUAACGCCAAUCCUAAACAUCCACUCCAAUCAGCUGAUGGCCUUCACACACGAAGGACAUGUCCAGCUGGCUCUUCGGGGAAGCCGAUUUGCUCGCCCCAUGGGACAGCAGAUUGUCUCGAUCCUGCAGGAUCCGAGCUGGGCCACCAACAACUCCUCGGGUGGUGCAAGAAGGAAGGCUUCCAACAAGGCAAACGCCGUGUCCACUGAUCUCGAUCUGAUGAAUUGUAACCAGAGGGGCGGACUGACUAUUCCCUUCGAAUUUUCCAGAUCCAGCUGGACCCCGUCUAGCCUCCUGACACAGACAGAAUGACUUCGAGUCGAAUAUUUCCCGAUCCGGAAGGUAUCCGCGUCCCGUACGUCUGCCCAACUUCACAAUGGGAUGGCAUAGAUCUUUCCAGCCUCCUAUCCUUUCCACAUCACCCAAAAACCGGACCGGGAAGCUCUUUCCUACUACUGCUCAACGGCAUACGAGCCCGCAUUCGUACUCCAGGGUAUCUCACCGCCCGCCCCAUGGCCCGGGUCCUGUCAUCAUCAAUGCGUAUCCGGGAGUGCAUUUUUGCGUCGCAGGGCUAAAAAUCUGAAACGCAGGGCCUCGCGAAGAAGCGCUUUCUUUCGUGUUUGUAAUAUGAUGGAUUCCGCUGCGAUCCCGGUUACCACGCGUUCUUGGACGAAGGGCUUACGGGUUGCGGCGGCCUGCUUAGUGCCGCCCGGGCUUCAUGGUCUGGACAACGUCUCGGUCUCUGCCGUGAAUCAUCUCGAUCAAGUUUGCAACGCGAGCGUUCGAAGUCGUUGAGGUGGAGACGAACCCGGUGGUUCCUGCCCUGUGAUGAGAAUGCUCUCGUCAUGUUGCUGUUUUCCCUUCCUGCUGCUCACGACGUCCGCCCCCUCUGCUUUCCUCAAGUCGAGGCAUGGCAUGGCAUGGCAUUUCAUCUUCCCUCCCUCCCCGAUGGCCAGCACGCAGAAAAGUCCAUUGGUGCAAAAAGCGGACGUAUUCUUAGAAGAUCUACGACGCUGCGCAGAAUAUCCCCCAGCGGCACUGGCCGGGGGAUACCCACGUCUGCCAGCAUGGGACCCCGGGGCUGCCGGCAACCUUCGAGGCCGAGAUUGGUUCCAUCAUCAGCCCAACUUCACUCUUUUCCUUCUCCGCACAAGCCACAUCGUUCACAGGGCCUUCGAAGACGACGCUCGAAGAAAUCGAACGAGAGAGAUGUGUGCGGGAGCCAGCGAUGAUCAGCCUUUCUCGUCCAUACCUGAACCUCCCACUGGAAUCUUCAUUCUCUCUUUGUUGUAAUCCGCGCCCCUUUUUCGUGCCCAUCCACCGUCAUUAGCCCGAGAUAUCGCUCUUGCCAUGAGUGAGACCUAACAGCGUCCUCGCACGCAUCGGAGUUUAAUUCCCUCGCCCGUAGUGCCCGCGCCAACCUGGCAGCGACGGGGAUUGCAGCAAAUGGGACAGGGGAAGACGGACGGGAAGGCUCCCGUAUGUUUUACACAGGACGCUGUCAAAAGGUCGGCGGACCGUAAACGUAGCGCAGGUAGUAGGGCUGGGACAAGCAAAGACGAGGGGUUCCCUAAUGAACCCGCCCAAUGUAUCGCGAGGUCUUGGGGGUCGGUAUAUAUAUGUGCCUCGCCGUUCGUCUUGCUGUCCAGCCUGCUCUCUUGAUUUCUUCAGUCUCUAUUAAAAAACACAUUCUUCUUUGCCUUCCAGAAGCUCCAUUCUUUUACAUUUGAAAGAUUUUUCCAAGUCCCUCCUUUUUAUAACCAUGCGUUCCUCCAUUAUUGCAGCAGCCCUCCUGGGCGCGGCGGCUAACGCCCUCACCAUCCGUACGCAACAUCCCUCCCUUGAGAGCGCGAGUCUCGCAGAAUGAAUGUAGAGCUGACGAUGGAUCUUCUCUUUGUUACUGUUUUAGGCCAGAGCACCGUCUGCGGCGCCGACGGCACCACCAACUACACCGUCGUCAGCGGCGACACCCUCACCACCAUCGCCAAGAAAUUCACCUCGGGCAUCUGCGACAUCGCCAAGCUCAACGGCCUGUCCAACCCCAACCUCAUCACCGUCGGCGAGAAGCUCAUCAUCCCGACCAACUGCACCACGCCCGACAACACCACCUGCGUGCCCGCCGCGACCGAGGGCACCAAGUGGUGCGUCCCGGGUGUCGGAUCCACGUACGACGUGCGCCAGGGCGACACCCUCUCCUCCAUCGCCACCUCCUUCAACCUCACCCUCGCCGCGCUCGAGGCCGCCAACAAGCAGAUCCCCAACUUCGACGUCAUCUCCAUCGGCCAGAUCAUCAACGUCCCCAUCUGCCCGCACAGCCAGUGCACCGUGCAGACCUACUACAUCAAGUCCGGCGACAUCUUCUACGACCUCGCCCAGAAGUACGGCUCCACGUACGGCCAGAUCGAGGCCCUGAACGUGGGCGUCAACGUCACCGCCCUCCAGGUCGGACAGCAAAUCGUGCUGCCAUGGAACUGCAGGAACGUUACUUCCUCCGUUGCUAGCCUCGUGCGUACCGUCACCCUCGAAGAAUAGACAGUAUCUGAUGCCGCGCUCCUCCAGACAAAGCCGGAUGAUUGUUAAGUGCUGCAAGGAAACGGAACGCACUGGUUGCUGGGUUUCAGAGAUCGUGUAUAACUGCAUACCAUGUAUCGUUAGCAUAAUCGACAGCACGUCCUCGUCGACAUGUAUAAUUCAAAAAGCGUACAAUAUCACGCCAUCACCAUUCUUCGACCUUCAAACGCGUUCAGACACCUUCGUGAACGACUCAUCAGCCCCAUCUCUAGAGGACUUCCGCGCCACGUCUCUUGUGUACUAUCAUCCCAUCGCCAGAGCACAAUUCUUCCCGAACACUCCUGCUUUUACACUCACCUCAUCAGUCUCCCCGAUCUCGCCCUUCAAAUUCACCAACUCAGGCCUCAAAGGUCGGAACGUAGUCCGAUGCACAACUUUCCGUCCCACAAACAAUAUCAGCGUUGAGAAAACCAUACGAUGACUAGACACAAACGUACUAGCUUUCCAACACCCAGGCAAGAAACCCGUAUACCCGCCCGAAAUAGCCACAAUAGCCGCAACAUAAGGUUGUCCAAAUGUUUUACGAGGCAACGAAUUCCGGGGAAUGUUUUGGGCUUUGAAAGCACGCAUCCAAAUGAGGAAAGUGACCCAAAUGAAAGGAGUUUCUUGCUCGUCUGUUGGCCUUGAGGUUGGCCGACCUGAUAGGAUUGAGCUCGGUUUCCAAGCCCAGUGUUGCUCACCAGAAGCUCCGCGAUGUCUUGGUCUGCAAAACAAGGCGCUCGGAGCACGCAAGCGACGAGCGUGUCGUGUAGGGGGUCUGCAUAUCACUGAUGCUUCGCACUAAAUGAUUGGUGAGAAGGCAGAGCAGUCUGCGAAUUCUUAGGAUUGCGUCUGCCCAAAUUGGUAGGUCAUAGAUACAAGAGAAGGAAACAACAACAGACCGACGAACGAAUCAUCUCCCGGGGUGAAGCUCAUACCAUCCAUCUUCGCGGUCCUCGGCCCACGCGCCUUCGGUCUCCUCGUCUUCAACCAGAAACGCCCCAUCGGCCAGCAGCGUCCAGUCGUGGUCUUCUUCCGCCGUCGGAGUCAAGGCCCAGGACGUACCAUGGUCCUCAGGCUGUGCAUCGUGGAAGACUUCCUCCACGGGUGCGUGUUUGGGCUCCUGUUCGAAGCGUUGUUUGAUGUCCUGUCUGGUAUCCUGCUCGUGCUCUUGUUCGGGCUCUGUCAGGGGAAAGAACCUUGAUUUCUUUCUGCUCUCGAAGUUUGACGGCAUCGAUGACUCAGGAAGACGCGACAGGUCCCAGAAUUUGGGCAGCUCUCCAGCCCACACGCCGUUGUGUGUGCGUGACGGGAUCGGCGGGCACCAGCUUGGCACUCCCUUGCAUACAGGCGCCGGUGUUGGGGGUGUGUAGGCUGACGGAGCGAAGAACUUGGAAAAGUUACGAAGGUCCAAUUGACCAAGGUUGAGCGGGGGAAGUUGAGGUGGCGGGGAAGGCGAACGGACGAGCGCGGUAGAUGGCUCAAGAACAGACGGUGUAGCAAACGUGGGAGGCGGAGGCUGGACAUUGAUUCGUGGUAGCGGCUGAAAGUUGGCGCGGGUCAAUGUGUCGUCAAACUCCUUGGUCAACUUGGCGUCAAGGAAGUGGGCUGCCAGCUUCCUCCCAUUCCGUCUGGCAUCACGCCGCCGCUUUGCUUCUCUGGUGACGCGACCGUGUCGAUUGCGGCGUCGUGGAAGGGAAGAAGAAUACUCUCGGUCUCGCGUCAUGGUGGGCGAUGGCGGUGCCAGAACACCGAAGCGGUUGCAUAGAUGAAGGUCAGCGAGAGAUGUCUGUUUCAAAGGACAAGCGAGGUACUGGAGUGAGAAUCUGGGCGAUGAAAGCUCAGAUCGGGGCCGCCGGCGCAGGAAUCAAGACCAGCCUCGACCAUGUCCCAAGUGGAGCCGCGGCGAUUGAGGUCGUGAUGUCGGAAAGCAUUCUGAUGGCGGAGGAGGUGGUGAGGCUGGGUCAG
Lecanosticta acicola is the source of this 6220-nucleotide messenger RNA. NCBI's taxonomy places the organism in Eukaryota, Fungi, Ascomycota, Dothideomycetes, Mycosphaerellales, Mycosphaerellaceae. The record is from the annotation of a GenBank genome assembly.